UCUCAUUUGUCUCCUUGGAAAUAUUUACUUGGUACUUAAAAAAACCUGCUUACUCCGUAAAUCAAAGCUAGAUCCAAUUUUAGUUUUAUUUCCUUUUUUGACUCUCUCUCUAUCUCUCUCUCUCUCUCUCCGAGAUUUGGCUGACCCUUUUAUUUCUCUUCUUCUCCUAAGCUCAUUCACACAACUCUCAACAUUUCCGGGGAAAAAAAACGGACAUUUUUUUUUUCUUUCUAAAGAAGGAAAACAAAACAAAGAAGAAAAAAAGUUGAAAACUUUGCAUCUGGGUUUGUCGAAUUUAGAUUCAGAUCUUGAAAGUUUCGAUUGAAUCUCUGGCAAUGGUAAUGGAAACAGAGUCAAAGUUCCAUGUUUUAGCUGUUGAUGAUAGUCUUUUUGAUCGGAAAAUGAUAGAGAGAUUGCUCCAAAAGUCUUCAUGUCAAGUAACUACAGUUGAUUCAGGCUCUAAAGCUCUUGAAUUUCUGGGUUUAAGAGUAGAUGACAACAACCCAAAUGCACUCUCUACAUCACCCCAAAUUCAUCAGGAAGUUGAAAUAAAUCUUAUAAUAACAGAUUACUGUAUGCCUGGCAUGACUGGUUAUGAUUUGCUCAAGAAAGUUAAGGAAUCAGCGGCAUUAAGAAGCAUACCUGUCGUUAUAAUGUCAUCUGAGAACGUUCCAGCUAGAAUCUCCAGAUGUUUGGAAGAAGGAGCUGAAGAGUUUUUCUUGAAACCAGUAAAGUUGGCUGAUCUUACUAAGUUGAAACCUCAUAUGAUGAAAACCAAAUUGAAGAAUGAAAGUGAGAAACCAGUUGCCAUAGAAGAGAUUGUAGUUUCUAAACCGGAGAUAGAAAAAGAAGAAGCUUCAUCAGUGAUUGAGAUCUUGCCUCUCCACCAAGAACUUGAACCAAUGUUGAGUAGUAAUAAGCGGAAAGCAAUGGAAGAAGUGAUAUCUACUGAUCGAUCACGUCCUAAAUACAAUGAUAUCACAACCUCAGUCUGACAUUAAUUAUCUUUUCUUUUGGUUUUCUGCACAACUUCAGAGUUUUUAUAGGUUCUUUGUAGGAAUGCUUCUUCUGGUAAAUACAGGCUUCUUUGUAGGAAUGCCGAAUGCUUCUUAUGGUAAAUACAUGAUGAUAAUGGUUGUUCAUUAUGUGAAAAGUAAAUUCCCAAUUUUGUUUAUGUUUC
Arabidopsis lyrata subsp. lyrata is the source of this 1180-nucleotide messenger RNA. RefSeq names its product two-component response regulator ARR8. NCBI's taxonomy places the organism in Eukaryota, Viridiplantae, Streptophyta, Magnoliopsida, Brassicales, Brassicaceae. Gene Ontology annotation, biological process: phosphorelay signal transduction system; cytokinin-activated signaling pathway. The coding region runs from base 336 to 995 and encodes 219 amino acids. The record is from RefSeq and is a predicted model, not a curated record. The transcript has 5 exons.